UAUUUUGACAGAUCAAUUAUGAUUUUUCACGAUGGAAUGUCCAAAGUCAGCUGACCAAGGAGGCGAAAUGGCACCAAAAAACGAAAAUAAUCCAAGUCCCAACAAAUCUUAUGAAUCCAAAAAUGAGAUUGAAAAUGUUGUCGAAUCCGACUUAGCUGAGUUCGAGUCGGUUAAUGACAGCCUUGAUGAACUGAGCACAGCUCUAGAUUUCAUGGAACAGCGAACUGACAACAUAAUGGCCCAACUAAAGGAACUUUUGCACUCUAAUCGGGAAAUCCGACAGUCCUUGGCUGUGGCAAAUACCACUGGAACUGGUGUCCAGCCUUCCCAGAGCGAAUGAAAAUAAAACCAAGAUUAAUGCGUUUUUUCUUGUUAUUUAAAUGUGUACUUUAACAAAACAGUAUUUUUGUGUUUAACUAUUGAGUAUAUUUUUGGUUGAAAUUGAAAACAAUUUCCUGUUAAUGUU
Molecule: messenger RNA, 466 nt
Organism: Eupeodes corollae
Lineage: Eukaryota; Metazoa; Arthropoda; Insecta; Diptera; Syrphidae
Product: UPF0184 protein CG14818
Exons: 2
Coding region: 32-340 (102 amino acids)
Source: RefSeq, a predicted model, not a curated record